Molecule: messenger RNA, 969 nt
Organism: Metarhizium robertsii ARSEF 23
Lineage: Eukaryota; Fungi; Ascomycota; Sordariomycetes; Hypocreales; Clavicipitaceae
Product: UbiE/COQ5 methyltransferase
Exons: 2
Coding region: 1-969 (322 amino acids)
Source: RefSeq, a predicted model, not a curated record
AUGGAGGACUUUUACGAAGCCCUCCGACUGGACGACGCAAUCACUUCGUCCAUCCGCGAGAGCGUCGGAGCCGGUCACCGCCGCCCCUCUGCCCUCCGAGCUCUCGUCUCCAAACGCCUCCAAUUCGCGAUCGACAUUAUCGACAUUUGCAAGGAUGAUCGGGAACUCUGCCUUCCCAUCCUCCAGGACGAAUCUCUCAGCACACUCAACAACGUGGCUUUGAAGUACUACAGCCCUCCCGACGACAGUGACACCACAACCCAACAAAUAUCCAAAGCCGUACGCCCGGGUCCUCUCUAUCGCGCCCCAACGACCAUCCUCGGCGCCCUCUCCAACUCCGGAAUCCUGACUAUCCAACCCCCCGCCGCAAAUACUGCCCUCCGCGAGCUCCUAACCCUCCACGCCAACACCGACAAUGGCGGUAACACAACAUAUCUCACCUUUAGCCAAUUCACUUCCACAUCAGCCUACAAGUCCAAUCUAUCAUCCCUUACCACCGGCGAUGCCACAGCACUCCAAAAAACCCUAACCUCCCUCCUCCGUCUGCACGCCCUAGUCACAGACGCAGAAGACCUACCCGCUCUCCUCGAUGCCGGCUUCACAUCCGCCCGCUCCAUAGCCCUAAUAUCCCAAUCUAACUUUACCAACCGUCUCUCCUCCUCUGCCCUCAGCAACGACAAACUCGCAGCUAUACACCGCGAAGUACAACGCAUCGACACACGUAAUGACGCCAUCUGGGCCGACAUUGUCCGCUCCCGCACGGACCAUGUACAAGCCAACCUCGACACACUCUUCCGCGAUCUAGACAGCGUGACCGCUGAUGAGAGUGCCUCUGUCUUGGGCCCGGCGUCAUACCUCGUCGAUCUCAUGCAGCUCCUCCACGGUGUAUUUAUCGGGACUUGUGAAAAGGGAUGGGAGGUGAAGGAUGCCGAGACCAUGUUGGAUUAUCUUCUUGCAUCGGAGGCCUGA